AUGGCGGCUCGAUCCAUCACCGCGGCAGUCCUCGCGUCGUCGCCGCUGCCGCCGCGCGCUGCCGUAUCGCGGCAAGGCGCGGAGAUAGGCCGGUCGGUUGAGAUACAGGCACUCUUAGACACGCGCGCUGCUGCUGCACCGAGUGUUGCGCGCGUAGAGUGUUGCGCUUCUAGCGGGGCUGCUAGCAGCGUAAUUGGUGGGGCUUCUACUAGGGCUGUUAGUAGCACCACUGCGGGCCAGCGGCGCGAAACGAACCGGACAGAUGGGGCGAGGGAGGCGCGGCCUGUUGUUUCGCGGAAGAAGCGGCGCGGCUUGCGGAGGGUGGCGCACCUCUCCGCCGGCGACGGUACGCAGCCGAGCCCCGAGUCCGCGCGGGCGGUGUGGGCGGAAGUUCUGAUAGUGGGGCCGCUGCACUCCGCGCGUGGGGACGAGGAGUGCGGGGAGAGUCCUCAGGGGGUUGCGGGGGAAGCCAGUUGCGCGGGCGGUGGCGCGCAGCAAGAGGGGCUUGGAGCGCGUGGGGACGGACUCGCGGGGCAGGGGGGCGUGUGGAGUGAGGCGGUCGAGGCGGAGCUGAUUGCGCGGGCGGUGGGCGGUGCGGUGGUCAAUGCAGGGGGGCCGCUUAUUGCUGGUGUGAUGUGCGCAGGCGCGGUGGACGCGGAGGGCGCGGAGGCGGCGUGGGAAAGGUUGGGGGCGGAGGGCAGCGCGGGAGUGAGUCUAGCUGGAGAAGCGGAGGCGGAGACGAAAGUGGGGGAAUCUGAGAUGGCGCGGGGAAGGCUGGAGCUGGAGCGCGCGCAGCUGGAGCUGGCGAUGCGGGAGUCGCGUGGGGAGGCGGAGAGGAGAGAUUCGGAGCGCGGAGCGGCGGAGAGCGGGGAGGCGGAGGAGGGAGAGGCGGAAAGGGGGGAGGCGGAGGCGGUCGAGGGCGAGGUGGCAGUGGGGGAGGUAGAGGCACAGAAGGCCAUGAGAUUGGGCGAGGGCUUUGAGGAGUGGGGGGACGCACGAAAUGGCGAGGACAGCGUUUGCGCGGGUGACACGGUUGGGCUGCUGGUUGCGCGGAAGGGCUCAGCAGGCGAGGCGGAGCAAGCGGAGCGGGGGGUGCGCGCGGAUGCAGGUGGGGGCUCGGAGUCGAGCGACGACGAGGCUGCUGCGGUGGAAGCCAGGCCAGCCGCUUUCCCCGCCGCUCUUAACUGUACGUGCCAUACGCCCCCACGCUCUCUCCUCUCAACCGCACCUCAACCGCCCCUCCCCACCCUCGACUCACCACGUGUUCUCACUCCUUCCUGCUCCCCCUGCGCCCCCCCCCGCUGCAUCCGAGCCACGUGUUGGGCUUCUCACUCGACUCCAAACGCACUCCCUUUUCGCGCCAUCCCCACUCCCCUGCGCCCCCCUGCCACUGCGCCCCCUUGCGUCCUCCACACCAACCCACCCCCCCCCAGCGCUGUACCUGGCGUUUGUGUUCAACUGCUUCGUGGAGCACGCCUGGCGCUUCGCGGGCGCGGCUCUGCUGGCGCUGCUGCACGACUCGCUGCUGCCCGUUGCUGUCGCCAGCUUCGCCAGCCAGGUGCGGCGCUGUCCACACGGCUGUGGCUCAACCCAUGGCCUGUCCGUUCUUUUCUGGUCUUCUCAGCCCACCGUCCCACUCGCAUUCCUUGUCCCGACGCCAUCCAUUCCCCAUCCUCACCAUCCAUUCCCCAUCCUCACCAUCCAUUCCCCCAUCCCCUCAUGUCCUUCCUACCUCACGCCCUUCCAUCCCAGUUCCCCACAUUCUCUGAACCCCCCAAUCUCCAUGUAUUUUCCUCCCGCCAUCCUCUGUCUGUCGGGCUCGUACCCUCUCCCCCCACGUCCCAUGGCAGCUGGAGCGUGGUGGUGUGCGUGGCCGCGCCACUGGUGGAAGAGGCGACACACUCUGCUCCACGGGUCGCUGCUUUCAACACCAUCCAUUCCCCCAUACUCUCAUUUCCUCCUGCUCCAUCCUCCCCCCAUGGUAAUUUCUACCCCCACCCCCCUUAUGUCCCCAUGGCAGCUGGUGGUGUUCGUGGGGGCGCCGCUGGUGGGAGACAUGAUGGACUCUGCCCCGCGGGUGGCGGCCUUCAACACCAUCUCCUGCAUCCAGGUGGGCCUUCAACACCAUCUCCUGCAUCCAGGUGGGCCUUCAACACCAUCUCCUGCAUCCAGGUGGGCCUUCAACACCAUCUCCUGCAUCCAGGUGGGCCUUCAACACCAUCUCCUGCAUCCAGGUGGGCCUUCAACACCAUCUCCUGCAUCCAGGUGGGCCUUCAACACCAUCUCCUGCAUCCAGGUGGGCCUUCAACACCAUCUCCUGCAUCCAGACGGGGGAGGGGGGCUGAUGAGGAAGGGGUGGAUGCGGUGCUGGCGGGCGCUGUGGAGCGCAGCGCAUCACUGGCAUCGCCUCUGCUGUGGGUGGAUCGUGGCUGUGUUAUUCUCCUGGCGGGGCAGGACAACGCGGCAGCGCUGGCCAACGCCAACGCCAUGCUGCGCCGGGCCGACCUCUUCUGUGACGUGGCAGGGCCGCUGGUGUUUGGGUGGCUGCUGUCAGCGUUCAGCCCGGCGGUGUGCAUCAAGGCCUCCCUCGCCACCAUGCUGCUCUCCCUCCCCAUCCUCAUCUGCCUCGUGCUGCGCACGGACCGCCAGUCCAACGGUGUGCUGAGCCGCCCCAAGCCGCCUGCUGCGCCACUGCUCUCCCUAGAGCCGCCCUCCACACAGCCCACCAGCAGCAGCAGCCGCACGGACAGCAGGGGGGUGGGGAGAGGUAGCAGUGAAGGAGCGACUGCUGCAGGGGCUGCUGGUUCUGCACCAGGCAGGGACGCAUCCACCCGCUCACCCUCCCCUGCUGCCGGCGUCCCGUCACCCGCGCUGCUCCUCACAUCAGCAGCCCGGGCGGUAGCGGCGGCACUCACUGGGAGCUGCCGGGCAGCCGGGUCGGUUGUGGGGAUGUCGGUGCGGUCGGUGGUGCGCGGUUGGAGGAGUUUCCUGGGGCAGCCGGUGCUGGCGGUGAGUGUGGCGUACGUGCUGCUCUUCUUCAACUGCGUGCUCUCGCCCGGCGGGCUCAUCACCAGCUUCCUCACGCAGCAAGGAGUGGACGUGUCGGUGAUUGGCGCCUUCAGAGGCGCGUGUGCCGCCAUGGGCUUCGCUGCCACCUUUCUCUCGCCGCUCCUCAUCACCCGCCUUGGCCUGCUGCAGGCGGGCGGGGCAGCGCUGCUGUUCCAGUCGCUGGUGCUGGCGGCGUCCCUGGGGGUCUUCGCCCUCUCUCACUCCAUGGGCCACCACCACUCGCUGCUCCUCGCCUUCCUCGCGCUCAUCGUGGUAUCACGGCUGGGCCACUGGACAUAUGACGUGGUGGACGCGCAGAUCUUCCAGGUGGCCAUCCCGCCCGCGCAGGCCAACAUAGUGGGCACCACGGAGGUGGCGCUGGCGAGCCUGGCGGAGCUCGUCAUGCUGGCCCUCGCCAUCGCCGCCCACGACGUGCGCCACUUCGGCCUCCUCGCCGCGCUCUCCGCUGCUGCUGUGUUCGCAGCUGCCGCCAUCUACUGCGCGUGGGAGCGGUCGGGAAAUCAUCAUCGUAGGAGCCUCUUUCCGCCGGAGCCACGGCUAAGGUGGUGGCCGUGGGGGCGGCGCAAGAGGAGAGCCGGCGGGGCGGGUGGUGGUAAAGGGGCAGGAACGGGGACGGGAGCGCCUGCUGCACCAGCUGCCUGA
Closterium sp. Naga37s-1 is the source of this 3711-nucleotide messenger RNA. The record is from the annotation of a GenBank genome assembly. NCBI's taxonomy places the organism in Eukaryota, Viridiplantae, Streptophyta, Zygnematophyceae, Desmidiales, Closteriaceae.